Portunus trituberculatus (swimming crab) is the source of this 994-nucleotide messenger RNA. RefSeq names its product trypsin-1-like. The coding region runs from base 54 to 566 and encodes 170 amino acids. Lineage: Eukaryota; Metazoa; Arthropoda; Malacostraca; Decapoda; Portunidae. The transcript is spliced from 5 exons. The record is from RefSeq and is a predicted model, not a curated record. Gene Ontology annotation, biological process: proteolysis. Gene Ontology annotation, molecular function: serine-type endopeptidase activity.
UGGGAGGGUAUAAACACAUAUGCGGCGCUUCCGUGAUAGACGAGUGGUGGAUCAUGACCGCCGCUCACUGCUCUCUCUCUGACGCGAACUAUAAGAUCGUAGCCGGUGAACAUAAAUUAUCAGCAGUUGAAGAUGAGGAGCAGCACCGAGAGGUAGAAACCAUUGUCAUACAUCCUGGGUGGGACAAUGAUACAUAUGAGAAUGAUAUUGCCCUCCUGAAGCUGUCAGAGAAGCUGGAACUGGAUGGAAAGACUGUCGCUCCCAUCAGUCUGCCAACACCACUAACCAAAUCCACAGGUGAAUGUGUGGUGGCUGGCUGGGGCAGAAUAAGUAACGAAAACUGCACAUGCUCUGACGUGUUGAGGAAAGUCCGGUUACCUAUCGUCUCAGACGAAGAAUGCAGAGAGACAUACGCUACCAUUAAUAAAGAGAUCUUCGACAGUAAUAUCUGCGCUGGAUACAAGGAGGGUGAAAAAAGCUCCUGCAAGGUGAUUCUGGCGGCCCCUUCGUCUGCCAGGGAGAAAACAACAAGAACUACGUGGCUGGCUUGGUGUCUGGGGGCAUAGGAUGUGGUUGCAUGAGCACUCCUGUCGUGUACACUGAGGUGAGCUACUUUGUUGACUGGAUCAAUGAGGUCAGGAAUCAGGAGUCGUUGCAACACUGACCCAUGCGACCCAUCACGGCAAGGAAGGAAAACACACAGACGACCCUGAAAUGCAAAACACCGCCACCCUCAAUGCCAAGACCAGCAUCCUCCAUUGGCAAAGACACCAUGGAGGACCACUCCUCAAACUACUUCACAAAUCACAUCACAAUACACUCUUUCAACACGUGCCUGCAUGUGUCAGUCGCUUUUAAGUAUUGGGACCUUUAUUUGCUUGUACAGUGAAUGUCUCAGGCUUGGAGUCUUUGUCUUCUGCGACAUUUACAAAACUAAUACACUGACCACAAUCCUACGGCAUUAUAUAGACGUGAAAUAAAGUCUCAGCAUAAC